AUGCAAUCGUGUGAAAUGCCGUCGUCGUCGAGACUGUCUUACUUGUCCACAACUACGCCCGGCACUGGCUUUUCGAGGGAACAGAUUUGGCUCAAUAGGGACUUUGGGACCGAAAAGGUAUGGGUUCUCAAUCCCAUGCAUAUCGUCUCAUUGAGCUCCGAAACAAAGUCCAAAUUUGUCAAAGUUAUCGAAAGUUUUAAACAAUUUAGUGAGAAAUGGUUUUCACACGUCUUGUUAUUAAUAUUUCUGGUUCUCUACGGCUUUCUGGGCGCCUAUGUCUUCGUCACACUCGAGGGACCCAAUGAAAGCAAUAUCAAGACAUCAGUGACUACUAUGAGAGAGAAUAUAAUCCGUGAGUUGUGGUGGAGUUCACAGAAGUUCACAAAAGGCUGGUGGGAUAAGUUGGCCAAAAUACGGAUGAAAGAGUUUGAACGACAACUACAUGAGGCCUGUAUUGCCGAUCAGACAACUGAUUCAGAGAAAAAGGUGUGGACCUUUUGGCACGCGUUGUUCUUCAGCUCUACUAUAUUUACCACAAUCGGCUACGGACAUGUCGUACCAAAAACAGAUGCCGGAAGAGUGGCCACAAUUAUCUAUGCAUUCAUUGGUAUUCCUCUACUUCUGAUGGUUUUGACUGAUUUGGGAAAACUAUUCACACGAGGCAUCAAAUUUGUGUUCAAAUAUUGUCGUGUGAUUUACUAUACGAAACACAUCAGGAAAGUGAGAUCUGUUGGCAGAAAAGCCACUCAGAAAUUGCCGACUCAGUAUAUGAGCCAUGCGUUGGAAAAGAUGACAGAAUUGCCCCACAAUUUGCUCGACAAGAAUGACAAGAAUGACGACAAUUCAAGCGUUCAUUUAAAGCCAAACGACAGGCGAAAGAGUAAAAGUCGUUCGCGAAAAUUGCCCCACAAUUUGCUCGACAAGAAUGACAAGAAUGACGACAAUUCAAGCGUUCAUUUAAAGCCAAACGACAGGCGAAAGAGUAAAAGUCGUUCGCGAAGUGUCUCUCCGGCCAAAGAGUCCACAUCUCGACCCCUAUCUCAGGUCAUAUCACACGCCGACUCAUCGACUGCUGUCGGCGGCGGCGAUGAGACGGCCGGCAGUUUUUAUGAAGAGCCAACAGAGUUUGAAGUCGACGACGAGUUUAAUCUACCCAUAAGUGUAGCCGUUAUUCUGUUACUCAGUUAUAUGAUGAUCGGCGCCGCCUUCUUCACUAGACAGCUGGUAACCAAAGCCACUAAUACACGGUACUACACAUGCAAAUAUAUGAAUGACAAACCAGACCGCAACUGUUCGAUGUGCAUUAAUGUGGUUCAGGAGAAACUGAGCGCAACGUUUCAAAAGGCAAAGUUGAGAAUCGGGGCCACAAUGGGUCUCGACGUACAACAACUCAUGGAAGAGGACUAUGCCUUAGAAUCCAAAGAGAAUAGUAUCGAAACCGACAGUAAAGUUGUCGACAAUAAGAGU
Messenger RNA from Medioppia subpectinata, 1467 nucleotides. The record is from the annotation of a GenBank genome assembly. Lineage: Eukaryota; Metazoa; Arthropoda; Arachnida; Sarcoptiformes; Oppiidae.